Molecule: messenger RNA, 3365 nt
Organism: Trachymyrmex septentrionalis
Lineage: Eukaryota; Metazoa; Arthropoda; Insecta; Hymenoptera; Formicidae
Gene: IntS3
Product: integrator complex subunit 3
Exons: 10
Coding region: 132-3365 (1077 amino acids)
Cellular component (GO): cytoplasm
Source: RefSeq, a predicted model, not a curated record
GAGUAGGCCAGCGAGACGAUCACGAUGCACGGAGGCGAGCACAAGCGGCCAGGGGCACAGGGCUGAGGGCUGAGGGCUCGACGGGGCCUCGAGUUACGUUCACGGGCCGGCCGCGACGCAGCCAGCGAGCGAUGGAGCAGCCCAAGACUCCGGCGUCCCGGCUAUUCAACACGACCUGCAUCGAGAACAAGGACGACCUGGAAGAGAAAUUGGAGAGAUGUCAUUCGACGUUGCAAAAUUUGAUCACGGGACUCUCGGAGAAGGAAGCCCACGACACGCUGAACAAUGCAGUAUGCAAGGACAAGACACACGAGGAGGUUUCCCUGGGUUUACUAGUGAUCAUCUUGACAGAACCGCAGAAUGCUGCAAAGAGUUACAGAGACUUGACAUUGAUCACACGAGAUGGCCUAGGCAUUGUGUUGCUUCAUCUGAAUCAAUUAGUACUGGAUAAAUAUUUGAGAUUAAAUGACGUUACCAGGAGCCAGUUAUUGUGGUUGCUAAGGGAAAUGAUAAGGACUAGUGUAACUAAUGUGGAUAAUCUUUGUUUGACUUUGUUGAGGCAUGCGGCAGGCGGGGAUAUUUCCCCUAAGAACUUAUUCCUAGUUGACGCCCUCUUAGAUAUUUUUCAAGAAAAUCGAGCGUGGUUGGAUAAAUUUUCUUUUUUAGUAGCAUCAAUUGUGUACACGUAUUUACGGUUAAUAGAAGACCACAAUGCACCUCAUUUGGCUGGUUUAAGGCAAAAGGAAGUGACCUUCACAACAUCUCUGAUAAAGGAACGAAUGGCAGACUGCCUAGCUAUUGGAAGAGAUUUGGUCCGUUUACUACAGAACGUCGCGAGAAUACCGGAGUUUGAAGCACUCUGGAAGGAUAUAUUACUCAAUCCGAAAUCUCUCUGUCCAAAUUUUAACGGUGUUCUUCAAUUAUUACAAACUAGAACCUCCAGAAGAUUUUUACAAUCUCGUUUGACGCCGGAAAUGGAAAGGAAACUCGUGUUUCUGACGAGUAACGUCCGUUUCGGCAAUCAUAAGCGUUAUCAGGAUUGGUUUCAGAGGCAAUACUUGGCAACACCUGAAUCCCAAUCGUUAAGAUGUGAUCUAAUUCGUUUUAUCGUUGGAGUCAUACAUCCUACGAAUGAACUGCUAUGCUCUGACAUUAUUCCGCGAUGGGCAGUAAUAGGCUGGUUAUUCACAACGUGCACUUCCACCGUGGCUGCCAGUAAUGCAAAGCUGGCUCUGUUCUAUGAUUGGCUGUUUUUCGAUCCUGACAAAGACAAUAUCAUGAAUAUUGAACCUGCAAUCCUUGUUAUGCACAAUUCAAUGAGGUCUCAUCCACCUGUCACUGCCACACUUCUAGAUUUUUUAUGCAGGAUAAUACCAAACUUCUAUCCUGCGCUAACAGAGAAAGUCAGAAACGGUAUAUUUUCAUCAUUGCGACAAAUUUUGGAAAAACGCGUUUUGCCUAGCCUAUAUCCGUUAUUUGAUAGUCCGAAGCUCGAUCGAGAAUUAAGAAGUAAAAUACGGGAAACUUUUAAGGAAUUUUGUCUACCACCAAAUACAGAAAUGCAUGGUAAAAUGGAAGAGCUCAACAAGGAGCACAAUCCAGGGACUGUAAUAGAAAAUACCACAAAUUCUACCAUGGAAAACAAUCACGUGGUACAAGAUCCAGAACCAGCAUUCAGUGAUGAAGAAGAGGAAUCUCCUCUCAGAAUAGUGAUGAAAGUGGAAGAGGAAGAAGACGAGGAGGAUGUACCAUUGUCUGCUGUAAAAUUGAAAAAUGAUCAAAAGAACGCGAACUGCGUCGUGAAGAAGGAGGACAUUACGUCGCAUUUACGUCUCAUAUUGGAGCCGGAAGAGUUGAGAACUAGUAUAGAAACAUUGCAUACGGAAACUGACAAUGAGUCGAGAUGCCAAGCGAUGGAAAGGAUAGUACAAAUGGUCGUGGAGGACGAAAUAGAUGCAGAGACAAUACCCGCGUUAGCGUCCUGUAUAUCAACUAUCUUAUCGCCACAGAUCACGGCGCAGAUUUUUCCGUCGGAUAAUCUAAAUGAAGAAGUAUUGGCUGAUAGUAUAAGCACACCAUUGUUUGUUAUGUUUCGAAACCAGUUUCAAUUAUGCAAAGAAGAAGAUAAUAGGCGGAAGCUUUUGGCCAGGGUGCUAGCGGAAAUGCAAUCAAUUCAAUCUAGGAUAGGUUUUCUCCUUCUUUAUUUCUUAAAAGUCUGGGGCAGAGAAGAAGAGAAAAGAGAAGGCGAACCGAGCAAUGUUCUGAACGAUGUCAAAGCAUCAGUAUAUAAAGACUUCUGUGCGCAACGAGAAAAAAAAUUGGACGUUUGUCUGGUGUCAGAUUUAAAGCUUUGCCAUGAAGAUAACAUAUUCAUGUUAUGUUAUCUCGUGCCUGACGUAUAUACAGGGUUUCAAAAUGUCGCCGUCGGAAAUGUUCAACUGUUACAUCUUGUCGUGUCCACUGUGGAUUCGUGCCAGUUACAAGAUCUAGUUUGUCAAAUAAUGCAAGGCCAUCUAAAAAUGUUGAAGAAGGAAUCGUUCACCACGCUAUUAACAGCCAGCUUAAAUUGGGAGACAUUCGAGCAGUACUGUUUCUGGCAGCUCAUAUUCGCACACGAUUUUCCCAUUGAUUACGUACUGCCAGUUUUGCCGAAAUUACAGUUUCGUAAUCACGCGGAGGCACUUACUUCAAUCUUGUUUAUGCUUAAGCAAGAAAAACCAACGUUGGAUCUUCUACGACAAUUACUCGCCCGACAAAGCGUUGAUGGCGAUAUGUUUGUUGUGGCAGCGUUACGUUACUGGUGUCGCGAUUAUGAAGAAAAACUUGGCGAGCUGCUUGCGAAUCUACUUAGUACCCGUUAUCCUGCGACCAGUCCGAACAAACGGAAACGUUCUGGAGCCAAACAGAAUCAACAAUCUGCUGGUCCACCUUCCGGCGAACAAGUUCUCGGUCAUCUAGAUCAAUUACGUCAACACUGUAUGUCCUCCGCGGAAUUACAGUUAUAUCACUCGGAAGGAAUGCAAAGGGCAUUACAACAGGCGCAGGCGGCAAGUAGUGAUUCACUGAGGAAAAGUUACGGCGAUCUCUUUGCGCUUGCAGAAGUCAAUGAAGAGAAUGAACCGCCACCACCGAGUAGUUCCGCGAGAAAACACACUACUGCUUCCUCUGGAGGUGGUGGGGCCAGUGGUAAGGGUGGCCAUGCCAGGAAAACCGGUGCUAACACGAGAGAAAGAUCCAAUUUGAAGAGACCACUUCCACGAUAUCAUAUUGAUAGUACCUCUAGUAGCGAGGAAGAAGAAAUUGUGAAUCCAAAGCAAGCGAAAAAAAGGAAAAAGAUCAAUCCAGUGGGCUCGGACAGCGACUGA